This is a messenger RNA of Drosophila suzukii, 1497 nucleotides long. RefSeq lists its product as uncharacterized. NCBI's taxonomy places the organism in Eukaryota, Metazoa, Arthropoda, Insecta, Diptera, Drosophilidae. The record is from RefSeq and is a predicted model, not a curated record. Gene Ontology annotation, biological process: cobalamin metabolic process.
UCUGUGAUGUUUAGAUUCUUUCGAAAACUCCUACCCCUCAGACUUUCUUCCAUUAUAAACAAUUUAUUUAUUUGAUCUUCGAUGUUCAUUGCAAUUUCACAAUCGGUCUUAGUCGAAACGGUGUAAAAGUAACCCUUACAUAAAAGACCAAGUUCACUUGAAAACCAUCAAACUCCAAGAAUCGGAAUCGCACACACCCCCAGAAAAUCUGUCAUCAAUCAGAUCAGAGCUCAAAUCAGGCACAGCCUUUACUCGUUUUUAACACGCAGUCUCAUCAAACAAUUCAUCAAAAUUUCCAUUAAUCGCUAAGAUAUUGAGCAGCACUAGUUUUUUUGAACCGAAAAUUUUCUACCGGAUUAUCAAACUCAGUCGAAAUAUGCAGCCCUUGCGGAUGCUGAUUCAGUGCCUGGCGACGCGACAGGCCAAGGUGAUGACCCACAUACGCCGGGCCAGCGGGAGCAGCAGCUUUCCGGAGCUGGCCUUCCCCGACGACCAGGACAUCGAGCCGGAGGACGAGCAGGGAGCGCUGGAUCCUCAGUUUCCGAUCCUUCACAGCCGCCACACCGAUCUCUUCUACAUGCCGCAUCUCGUGGGUCCGGCGUACCAGGGUCUCAUUUCAUCGGUGGAUCAGCCCUAUACCACCUCCUACUAUCCGGCGGAUGCACAGACGUUGAAAAAGGGGGGCGAGAGUGUCCUACGGUCUGUGAUCUCACCCUCCGACAUGUGGGUGGUGGCUUGCCCCAAGCUGCUGGUGGCCUAUAUGCGCCAUCUGUUCCAGCAUCCGUACGCCCGUUUUGGCAGCUCGAUGAACUUCAGCACGAUUGGGAUGAAGUUCCAGGACUCUGAUGUCGACAAUGCCUUGCGCUCUUUCGUACUCUUCGCCAGCCACAAUUCGCGCGAGAUCAUGCACAACGGCUACUGGGCGGACUUUAUCAAUCCGCUGACUGGCCGUGCCCACUUCCGGGCCGCCCACUCCAGCCGGAAGCAGUGCCGGGAGUCCCAACUCCUUGGCCGGGGCUUGGCCUUUACCAAUGCCAAUGGCUGCACCGUAAUCGAGGAGGAGCAGAGCGAUCAGUUCACCGGCUGCAUCUUCACCGACACACCCUGCAAGGUCCUCGAGUCAUGGAUCUGCUAGAGGAUCACAAGAUCAUCGCCCAGCUGCUCAUUUCCAUGUCUCUGAAUGUGUACACAUUAAAGUCCAGUUGAGAACUCUAUCGCCGAUCCCACGAGGCUUAUAUCCGAAAAUUUUACGUAGUACAUUUUGGCAAAUCUCAUUUCGAUUAAGUUUAUAAGGAAGUCCCCAUUCCAAUCUGUAUAGUAAAUUUUAAAAUUUUACAGUUUGAUGUUAUUUCUUCUUCUAAACACAAAUCAGCGAAUUACUCUUGGAUCGUUGGGUUCUUCCCUCCUUAAAGAAAAGCUGUGAAAAGGAUCCAGAACUGUGGAGGCUUUAUAUGAUAAUGUUUUGUAAUUUUGGAAAAUGUAAUAAGAGGGAAUAAA